Messenger RNA from Fusarium graminearum PH-1, 1566 nucleotides. RefSeq lists its product as uncharacterized. NCBI's taxonomy places the organism in Eukaryota, Fungi, Ascomycota, Sordariomycetes, Hypocreales, Nectriaceae. The record is from RefSeq and is a predicted model, not a curated record. Bases 1 to 1566 code for a protein of 521 amino acids. The transcript is spliced from 2 exons.
AUGGUCGUCGUCUCUGGGUCCCCAUGGGCCAAAAAGGUCGCAUUCAUCGUCAUAUCCGUUAACCUCCUCUUCUGGUGGUACUGUUUUUCCGUCCCUCAAUCCGACGACGUCAAUCCACCACCACCACCAUCGAGAAUACAACGAUCAGAAGCCAUACCUGAAGUAAUCACAAAGAAAAAGGCGAAAGACGAAGUCAAAGAAGUCAAAGAUGAAUCGACCACCGAUAAAAAGGGCUUCAAGACGUUUCGCUCCUGGAGUCACUUCGAAAUCACCAGACCUAGCAAUGACAAGACGUUUAUCUUUCGUCGUUUCAAAAGCUCGCCGCAUAACCCGCCUCAUGUCGAAUGGAACCCCAACGGGGGCGAACUCUCAAAGGGAUACGUCUUUAUCACACCACAAUCCACAGGGGAGGACAAGGGGAUUGCGCAGGCAGCUUCGUUCAUCAUGAAGCAAAACGCAGAGCUUGUUUAUGCGCACGACGACCAACCGCUUGCUUCAGAAGGCUUUCGCGUGCAGAAUAUCAACAAUGAGCAGUUUCUCACGCUGUGGCGCGGUGAGAGAAAGGGUGCGCAUGGAUUUGGGGAGGUGGUUAUUAUGAACAAUCAGUAUGAAAAGACAAUUAUCCAUCUUGAUGCGAUCAUCAACAAUAUGUUUGGGCACAAGUUCAAGGGACAGUUGGACUUUCAUGAGCAGGAGUUGACGACGAGGGGAACGAUCUUGGUCACGGCUUACAACACGACUUCGUACAACCUCACUGCCAUGGGCGGUUCAGAACGAGGAUUCGUGUCGGACUCGAUGUUUUUCGAGAUCGAUAUCGAGACGGAGGAAGUACUCUUCAGCUGGAGCGCCCUCGAUCACUUCUGGCCCGAAGAUUCCAUGCUACCUCUCAUCACAGCUUCUGGCUGCGGUACACCAAUGUCACCAUACGAUUUCUUCCAUUUAAACUCCGUCCAAGCCAUCAACCACGAUUCCUUCCUCAUCAGCAGUCGCAACUUCUGGUCCGUCUUUCUCAUCUCUCGCUCAACGGGUAAAGUCCUCUGGGAACUAAGAGGAAACACCAAGGGCGGCGACUUUGGCGCUAUGCCACCCCAUGGACGCUUCCGAUGGCAGAACCACGUUCGUGCGGUUGAAGCUUCAACGCAAGGAAUGGUGAUAAGCAUGUUUGACAACCACAAUAGUCCCGAGGAUAUUACCAAGACGCAUUCUCGGGGUUUGCUGUUGAAGAUAAAGCUGCCGCCAAAGGUUGAUGAGAGGCCAGAGGUUUUGCGCAUUCUUUCGCCUGAUCGCGCAAAGGUUGCUACGCAGGAUGGGAGCUACCAGAUUGGACUUAGCAAUGGGAACUCGUUUAUGAGUUGGGGUGCUGGUGGUGUUGUGCACGAGUAUGGACCUGAAGGCGGGCAUGAUCUUCGCUGGCAAGCGCGCUUUGGGCAUGACGAGUCAAUCCGAAGUUAUCGCGCCUUCAAAGACGUUUGGACAGGCACGCCUAUAACAUGGUCGCCAGCACUAGUCAUCGAAAAGGCUGGUGACUCAGUUCUCGGACGAGUUGUAUUCUUGUCGCGGCUGUGA